Rotaria sp. Silwood2 is the source of this 1914-nucleotide messenger RNA. Lineage: Eukaryota; Metazoa; Rotifera; Eurotatoria; Philodinida; Philodinidae. The record is from the annotation of a GenBank genome assembly.
AUGCAUUUCAUAUACUUAUGUUUAAUAUUUCUGCUUGAGUUGAUUGUUAAAUUUACAAAUGGUACUGAAGAAAAUCGUUCUAAUAAUCAAGUAUCACCAUGGAGUUGUUCCUUAGCAAGUCAACGUCGAUUAGAAUGUCGAAAUUUAUUUAAUUUUUAUUUUUCAUCACAUACUUUAUGUCGAAAUGAUAAUCGUUUAUUAGUUCAUCAACAUAUUGAUGAACUGUAUAUUUAUAAUGAUUAUAAUUGUUUUGAUCAUUUUUAUCAAUGUUAUUUUGAAUUCGAUUCAACAUGGUCAAUGUGUUUAAAUUCAUUAAGAAAAUUAGUUAUAGAAAAUUUAAGUUUUAUUGUACGAAAUGAUAAUUCAAAAAAAAUAAUACCUAUUGAUUAUCUUAAAAUAGUUAAUACACAUGGUAGUAUUACAGAACUUUUAAGUUUUUUUCAAUUUUCAAAUCGUUCAAGUAUUUAUAUACAAAAUCCUUAUCCAAGAUGGUCAGGAAUGGAUUUAUAUGCCAUUUAUUCACAAUACGGAUCUAUUAGAUUUAAACAAUUAUGGAUUAAUGUUCUCGAUUGGUAUCCAAUUGUUUAUUUCAAUUAUGAUCAACAAACAGCUAUUCAACAAUGGUUACGUCAGAUUCCAUGUGAUUGUAGAUCAUAUCACUAUGAUAUGAUAUUUUUACGUGAUUUAUUUGAUUCUCGUAAAGAAAAUUCAAAUGAAUUAUAUUGUUAUGUAAGUCAUAAUGCACAACAUUCUCAUUGGACACAAAUUCCUGCAUUAUAUUAUAAUUAUAAAAAAAAACGACCACCAUCUAGAUUAUUACCAUUAACAGAAUUACAGGAAAAUUGUUUUGAUCAAUUUACAAAAAAACGAUAUACAAUUAAUUCUGAUAAUGAUCUUCAAGAAUUUUAUUCAUAUUUUCAUAUAUAUGAAUCAUAUUCAAUACCAUUAUGGACAAUAUAUCCAUAUGCAACAUUACCAAACUUACCAUUAAGUUCGACAAAAGCAACAACAACAACAUUGAUCAAUAAUCGAUCAUCAUAUCCAUCUAGAAUAGAUUAUAUAAAUAUAUAUGACUAUGCAUUAUUAUUUAAUGAAUCACGUUGGUUGUCAUCAAUAGAAGCUUAUCCUGAUGGUAGAUUUAUAAUAAUUGAUAAUCGUAAUCAACAAUUACUGUUACUUAAUGAAAAUGGUACAUAUAUUAUUGAUUUAACAUCAAUAUUUUUUCGUCAAAUACAAUUAACAAUUCAUGAUAGAUUUUUACCUUCAACUAUUCAUAAUGCUUAUUCAUUUUCACAAAUACAUAUUGAUCAAGAUGGUUAUAGUUAUUUAAUUUCUACACUUGCUUAUUUUAUUUAUAUAUUUUCUCCUGAUAAUCGUCUUGUACGUUGUCUUACACCGCAAUUAUUAAGUAUAUCUAUAAUACGUAGUGAUUGUUUGGCUAUAACUUAUACAGGACUAAUUUAUGUAUGUGAUGAUACAUAUCGAGUCAUAAGAAUUUAUACGCGUAUGGGUGUUCCACAAAGAACAAUACGUUUAGAUUAUUUACCACUUAAAUUAUUUAUUAGAAAUAAUCGUUUAUUUACUUAUUCAUUGGAAAAUACAGCUAAUAUUCAAAUGUAUACACUACUUGGUGUGCCGAUUCGUACAUUAUCAAUGUGUUCUUAUAGUUUACCAUCGGAAGUCAUCUGGUUUCGAGGCAAAUAUUUUCUAACAUGUGGUACAUAUCUAUUUGUUCUAGAUGAGCAUGGUGAAGAAAUUGCUGAACAUAGUCUUCAUACAUUACCCAAUUAUUCUAAUACAUCAUUAAUAAUACAUGAUUUUGCACUAAAUAAAAAUGGUCUUUUUCUUGUUACAUUUCGUCGUAAUGGGACACUAUUCAAUCGUUACUGGAUCAUUCGACCAACGACUGUCUAG